UCUGUAGUGCCCUCCAUAAAGCUGUUGCUCAUUCGGCUGUAAUCCUUACCCCUGGCUAUGGGGGGCGGGGGUUAGGCUAGGCCCUAUUGAAUUCAACAGGAGUUACUUCAGCGUGGACAUGGUGCGCCGCUAUGGUUAGGAUUGCGCUGUUAGUAAGGUGGUGAAUAGAGCAGUAUCUCGGGGAUCGCAGAGAGCCAACACAAAACUCAUCUGAUCACUGGCCCGAAAGUGGAUCUAUAGACUUAAAUUUGAGACCAACGCACAGGAUCUAAUUUCGGGUGUCCCAUGGAACAAAGAUUUGUAUCCCAAGCAAAGCAGGAGGCUAAAAAUGGCAAUCUGGAAGAAUCUAUCCACCUUUUUAGGCAGGCACUUGCAAUCCGCCCAAGUGAAAAGCUGACAGUGAAUAUAAAAAAGCUGGAGGAAGCAUUAGCUUCGUUGGCCCUGGAUCAGGAGGAGGAUGGCUUUGUGGAUGUAUGUCAGAGUGGACUAAUGUUGUACGGAGAAAUGUAUGACAAUCUGUUUGACCAUCAGAGAGAAGGGAUUGCCUUCUUAUACAGUCUAUACCGUGAUGGAAGGAAAGGUGGCAUCCUAGCCGAUGACAUGGGCUUGGGAAAAACCAUUCAGAUAAUUGCUUUCCUCUCCGGCAUGUUUGAUGCAGAACUCGUCCGGAGUGUGCUGCUAAUUAUGCCAACCACCCUUGUUAGCAACUGGAUUAAAGAGUUUGCCAAAUGGACCCCAGGGCUGCGAGUGAAAGUCUUUCACGGGACCUGCAAGGCUGAGCGCAGCAGAAAUCUAGAGCGGAUCCAGCGGCGGAACGGCGUCUUGCUCACCACUUACCAGAUGCUCCUCAACAACUGGCAGCAGCUCUGUAGCUUUGGUGGGAAGGAGUUUGUUUGGGACUAUGUCAUCCUUGACGAAGCACACAAAAUUAAAUCUCCUUCUGCCAAAACGACCAAAUUGGCGCAUGCCAUCCCUUCAAAAAACCGCAUCUUGCUCACGGGGACGCCAGUGCAGAACAACCUAAAAGAACUGUGGGCUCUCUUUGACUUUGCUUGUCAGGGAUCGCUUUUGGGCACAAGCAAAACCUUCAAGAUGGAAUACGAAAAUCCUAUCACAAGAGCAAGAGCAAAGGAUGCAACCCCGGGAGAGAAAGCACUGGGGCUUAAGAUCUCUGAAAAUCUUAUCUCUAUCAUCAAGCCAUAUUUCCUAAGACGAAGUAAAGAUGAACUACAGAAUAAAGUUAUGCCUGAACUUAAAAGCAAUCUCCCGGGAGAUCAAAGUAAGGCUGCUGCUCCUGCGAUGCCUUCACUGCCCAGAAAAAAUGAUUUCAUAGUGUGGGUGUAUUUAUCACCCAUACAAGAAAAAAUUUAUAGGGACUUCUUGUCCUUGGAUCAUAUCAAGGAGUUGUUAAUGACUAUACGGUCCCCACUGGCUGAACUGAACAUCUUGAAGAAGCUCUGUGAUCACCCCAGACUGUUGUCGGCUCGGGCGUGUAGCCAACUUGGUCUGGAAGCCUCCAAUGACAAUGAGCCAUAUGAUGGCGAAAACAAUGGACUUUCAGGUAUGAUGAGAAACAUUGAACACAUUUCUGAUGAGAUUCUGAUUGAGGAGUCAGGAAAGCUGUGUUUCCUUGUGGCCCUGCUGGAAAGGCUGCAAGAGGAAGGUCACAGAACCCUGGUGUUUUCCCAGUCAAGAAAAAUGCUAGAUAUUAUAGAGCGUAUCUUAACUUGCAGGCGCUUUAAACUCAUGCGCAUUGAUGGGACAGUGACUCAUUUGGUGGAGCGCGAAAAGAGGAUUGGUGUCUUUCAGAAUGGCAAAGACUACUCAGUGUUUCUGCUUACCACCCAAGUAGGUGGGGUUGGUAUAACACUAACGGCUGCUACCAGAGUGGUGAUUUUUGAUCCUAGCUGGAAUCCAGCUACAGAUGCUCAAGCAGUGGACAGAGUUUACAGAAUUGGGCAGAAAGAGAAUGUCGUAAUCUACCGGCUAAUUACCUGUGGGACAGUGGAAGAGAAAAUCUAUAGAAGGCAAGUCUUCAAAGACUCGCUAAUACGGCAAAGCACAGGAGACAACAAGAACCCAUACAGGUAUUUCACUAUGCAAGAACUAAGGGAGCUCUUCACCCUGGGAGAUACUCGCAGCUCCACAACACAGCUGCAACUGCAGUCCUUGCAUGCCACCCAAAGGAAGACAGAUACCCAUCUAGAUGAGCACAUUGCAUAUCUCCAUUCCCUGGAGAUAUUUGGCUUAUCAGACCAUGACUUGAUGUACACACACGAAACAGUUCAUGAUGACGAAGCUGAGGAUGAAGAAGCCCAAAAAUACAUUGAACACAGGGUGCAGAAAGCCCAAGAACUGGUACAGCUGGAAUCCCAACUGAAAGACCAAAUGAUGGGAAACCUCCAAAACACAACUGAAGGAGCAUGGCUGGGAGAAAUGGAAUCGUCCACCCAGCCAAAGAAAAAAAUGCUAAAGCCUUCUCCAAAUCACACUGUUGUUCCACCUGUGCCUCUUGAACCCACAAAGAAUGAUGAAGUUCUCAAUCUUGUAAGUGAUGAUGAUGAUGAGAUUGUCAAUGUGAGCUCUAAAAUGGAAAGUCUACUUAUUGAGGAUGAUGAGCAAGCGCUCCAGAACACAUCUAAUAUGGACACAUCGCUCUCCAAGAAGGAUGGAUGCAAACCAACCAGCCUACAGGAAUAUGAGCUAAACCGUGAACAAACUCCUGUAUCCUCCUUUACUGGAGCUCACUCAUCAUCUGAGAGGGAGAACUGCAGUCCUGAAUCGCAUGAGAUCUCCCCAGAUCUUCCUGUUGAGUCAAAAGGCAAAUUUAAUUAUGUCCAAGUGCCCCCAUUGCAGCAGUCAUUUGAAUAUGUGCCUGAUGAUGAUAAGCAACAAACUGAGACUGAAAUGUCUCUUGAUGUUUCUAUAAGCCCCCAGGGAGAGGCAGGUGGAGUUGCUGAGCUAGAUGCCUCAGCAGCACUUCAGCUGCAGACCAGUGAAAUGUCAGAGUUCAAUGCAGUGCAAAAAUCUGGAAUGAGUGAAACGAUGGUACAGGAUGAAUCACUAGCUGGUUCUCCCCUGUAUGAGGCUGAUUUCAACCUCAUCUUAGAUGAUUCUGAGGAUCAGCUGCAAGAUGUUUCAUCAAAAGAAAUGUCUCUGGAGAGUACAGAAAACACGGGAUUUCAUCUGAAAUUGGACAGCCGCUGCAGCUCUGUAGCUCACUCUGGGCUCAGAGAAAAUGGGGGCAACCAAAGUCUCCAAGCUAUCAAAAGUAAAACAGAAUCGAUGAUUGCUAGUGGCUCCAACACAGCAUGUGAUGCAUCAAUGGACAACAGCGAGCUUUCUUUUGGGCAUAAAAAGAAGCCAGUGAGAAGAAUAGAUUCAGAUAGUGAAGAGGACAGUGCUGAUCUUGUAAUGCGUUGGGAUGACAGCGGGCAUAGAAAAGGCUCUGCCAUGAACAGUCCAAAUCAGAUUUGUAUGUCAACACCAAAGACCAAAUGGUCCACGCCCAGUCUUUGUUUCUCUCCUAGGGUAAAAGUUAGCGGAAGAAGAUCCACCGCUUCUCGAAGAUCCCUUGCUAAUGUCAUCAUGGAUCAGGCAGAGGACAUUGCAGAGACUAUGGAAUCUACCUGCUUUGUGUCUUCUGAAAGGUCUUUUCAGGAUUACUUUGAAAGAGAACUAACUCAGGAAUACAUUGGCCUGGAAUCGGUGGAGCUGGAAGAGGAGCCAUUGGGUGAAACGCUAGAUUCUGAGAGCAAAUUUAGCUAUUCACAAGAUGCAGACUUUCCUGAGACGCAGGAGUCUUUUUGAGGGAGUAAAUCUUUUCCCUCCUAAAACUAUUCACAGUUUCUGGGGAGAAAAUACAACAGCAGUUUUUCUUAGCUACAGAAUUGUUCUAGAGGUUUUAUACUGUUAUUUUCUUUUUUUUUUUUUUUCUUUUUUGAGGCAGGGAGAAAUGAAACAAAAACUUAAACCACAUUUUGAAUUAUUACUUGUACUUUCAGAGACUCAUUAAAGGCGGUCUAUUGGU
Molecule: messenger RNA, 4030 nt
Organism: Rhineura floridana
Lineage: Eukaryota; Metazoa; Chordata; Lepidosauria; Squamata; Rhineuridae
Product: DNA excision repair protein ERCC-6-like
Exons: 2
Coding region: 286-3810 (1174 amino acids)
Molecular function (GO): ATP binding; ATP-dependent chromatin remodeler activity; DNA translocase activity
Source: RefSeq, a predicted model, not a curated record